CUGCUUUUAUAGAGACAGUACGGCCAAAAUAAGAAACUUGAUCAAAAAAUUUUAACCUCUGUUGAACUGUAAAAAAGCUUCCCAUUUUAUCAACAACAUGGAUUAAUCUAAUCCAAUCCAUCAAUAUUUGUCAACCCCAUCUCCAAAAUCAAAUCUUUAUGCUUUCUUCUAUUUGGUAUCUUCUUUUCUUGGAAACAUAUUUUGUUUGGGGGGUUUACUAGUAAUGGAUUAUGGUCGAGAUUCUAGCGGAGAUGUUGUCCAUAUAAUUCCCGGAAACCACGGAAGCGGAGGUGGAAAUUGGGGUUCGGGGUCUACGGAUCAGGCGGUUUGGGCAACUGAAGAAGAUUAUGGGGCUUGGAAUAGGGAGGCUUCGGUUGAUGGUAAUUCGAAUUUAGAUGGGAGGCAAUCUCAAACUCGAUCGGGGAGCGAACCUCCUAACAAAAAAUCAAGAAUCUUGCAGCCAGAUGUGCAAUCAACUAAUCGGUCAAAGGCGAUCGGAAAGAUGUUCUUCAAAACAAAGCUCUGUUGCAAAUUUCGAGCUGGAACUUGCCCUUAUGUCACUAAUUGCAAUUUUGCGCACAGUAUCGAAGAGCUUCGAAGGCCACCUCCGAAUUGGCAAGAAAUUGUUGCUGCUCAUGAGGAAGAACAAACUGCAAACGAGCCAAGGGAAGAAUUUCAAAUUCCUACACUUGGGUCUACUGCUUUUCCUGUGGAACCUCAGAGGUCUUCUAAAGGGCGACAUUGUAAGAAGUUCUUUACUGAAGAAGGCUGCCCCUAUGGUGAAAAUUGCAGUUUUCUACAUGAUGACCAAUCAAGAACUCGAGAAAGCGUGGCAAUAAGUCUGGGGCCUGGGUCUGGUGGUGGAUAUGGUGGGAGUGCUAAUGCUGGUGCCGGCAGCGGUGGUGUGAGUCCAUCUACAUUGAAGCCUUCAAAUUGGAAAACUAGGAUUUGUAACAAGUGGGAACAGACAGGUUUUUGUCCAUUUGGGAACAAGUGCCAUUUUGCUCAUGGGGCUGCUGAACUCCAUCGUUAUGGUGGUGGACUCGUGGAUAGUGAUGGAAAAGAAUUCUCCUCUCCUUCAGACACAAAGCAGGGGACGGGGCUUUCUAAAUCUCCGGGGGAUACCUUAGUUGCUUCCGUACCUUCAGUUCCUUAUGCAGACGGUUAUCACAUGGGAGGUUCAUCUCAAAGGGUCUCCAAUAUGCCGAGGGCAGGACCAAUUUUGAACCAAAAGUGGAAAGGUCCUAAUAAAAUUAGUCUAAUCUAUGGUGACUGGAUCGAAGACCUUGAGUAAAAUCAGAAGUUGCAGCAAAGAAGGAAUCUGAGUAGGAGUAACGUAUCUUUUAAAUGAAGAUAAACCUUAAAACAGAGUGAUGUGUCUCUUAGACGAAGAUAAACGUGCUAGGGUUUUUAAUCAAGACUAAACGUGGGCUUGAAAGUAUGUUACAUGGGAUGUUGAAGUUCGGUUUUUGGUUCUUUAUUACUAGACUUUCAUGCUUGUGGUUUACUUU
Molecule: messenger RNA, 1511 nt
Organism: Daucus carota subsp. sativus
Lineage: Eukaryota; Viridiplantae; Streptophyta; Magnoliopsida; Apiales; Apiaceae
Product: zinc finger CCCH domain-containing protein 12
Exons: 3
Coding region: 224-1294 (356 amino acids)
Molecular function (GO): metal ion binding; mRNA binding
Source: RefSeq, a predicted model, not a curated record